UCUGGCUCGACAGCAGGCAUCGGGUCACCAGGCAUCAGGUCAUUUGGCUCGACAGCGGGCACCGCGUCAUCUGGCAAGGCAGUGGGCACCGAGUCACCAGGCACGACAGUGGGCUCUGAGUCAAUUGGCACGACAGCGGGCACCGGGUCAUCAGGCAUGACAGCGGGCACUGGGUCAUCAGGCAUUGGAUCGUCUGGCUCGACAGUGGGCAUCGGGUCACCAGGCGUGAUAGGAUCAUCAGGCUGGAUCAGUUCAUCAGGCUGGGUACAGACAUCAGGCUGGGUAGAGACAUCAGGCUGAAGUGCGGGUGCCGAGGCACCAGGCUGA
Messenger RNA from Staurois parvus, 327 nucleotides. The record is from the annotation of a GenBank genome assembly. NCBI's taxonomy places the organism in Eukaryota, Metazoa, Chordata, Amphibia, Anura, Ranidae.